Messenger RNA from Aureobasidium subglaciale EXF-2481, 1100 nucleotides. RefSeq lists its product as uncharacterized. The record is from RefSeq and is a predicted model, not a curated record. Bases 114 to 926 code for a protein of 270 amino acids. The transcript has 2 exons. NCBI's taxonomy places the organism in Eukaryota, Fungi, Ascomycota, Dothideomycetes, Dothideales, Saccotheciaceae.
UAGUAAUUCACAAUCAUCGCCCACGACAUCCGUAAUUUCUCAAUCGAGAGCAGCGACACACGAGCAACCAGCUACUUCUGCAGCACCAUCACCAGCAACAGCACACAGUCGACAUGACGGACAAACUCAUUCCGUCAAACCCUGACAAGGUCAUGGUAAUUCGUAACGUCACACCCGACAUUGUCACCCUCUCGCUACCGUUUUCGCGCUUCGGUCACAUCAACAUCGGCGGUCGCGGCACUCUCGUCCGUAUGCAGAAUGGCAGUGUAGCCGUCUUUUCCCCGGUGGCCUUGACCGACGAAGUCCGCAGCCAUAUUGAGAAACUGGGAGCCGUAAAAUACCUCUGUGCCAACGAUGCCGAGCACCACAUCUUCAUGGACGACUGGCACAAAGCCUUCCCGGACGCCAAACUUAUUGGCCCGGACAUGAUUAAGGAGAAGCGCGAGAAGCAGAACAAGCCGUUGCCCUGGACACACCUUUUCCGCCCCAAGGACAAUGUCAGUUGGAACAUUGACGAGGCCUUCGAUCGUGAGUUCGAGGCCGAGUACGUCCAUGCUCACCAGAACAAGGAGUUGGUCUUCAACCACAAGCCUUCGAAGACCUUGAUCCAAGCUGAUCUGUUGUUCAACCUGCCUGCCACCGAACAAUACUCGCGUACCGACAUCAACCCUACUGCUGGCUUCCUGACCAAGUUGAUGUGCAAGAUCAACACAACAGCUGGUACGGCCGUCUGGCAAAAGAGGUUCCUUUGGUAUGGUGUCAGUUCCUCGGAUAGACCUUCCUUCAACCAGAGCAUAGCAAGAAUCGACAAAUGGGACUUUGAGCGCAUCAUCUCCUGCCACGGCGAUGUGAUUGAGAAGGAAGGUAAAGGCAUCUUCAGAAAGGUCUUUGAAUGGCACUUGGAAGCUGCAAAGAAGUCGACCUAGAAUGUGCGACUCAAGUUUAGGUCGCGGGCCGCGCACGACGUGUAUCGCGAGGCAUCACAUAGUUGGAACACGACAUUGGUUUCUCUUGUAAUAACUUUUGGGGUUACAAAAAUUAGAUAUAAUGACAAUGCUAGCUUGAUAAUCAUAUCAGAAAACUCCUUGCCCGAUGAUGCA